Molecule: messenger RNA, 9036 nt
Organism: Loxodonta africana (African savanna elephant)
Lineage: Eukaryota; Metazoa; Chordata; Mammalia; Proboscidea; Elephantidae
Product: C-X-C chemokine receptor type 2
Exons: 2
Coding region: 122-1198 (358 amino acids)
Biological process (GO): neutrophil chemotaxis; positive regulation of cytosolic calcium ion concentration; immune response
Cellular component (GO): membrane; external side of plasma membrane
Molecular function (GO): interleukin-8 binding; C-X-C chemokine receptor activity; C-C chemokine receptor activity
Source: RefSeq, a predicted model, not a curated record
CACUUCCUCUCCUCUGUUUUCACAGCACCGCCACCCUUUCAUUGACCACAUCUGCCCUCCUGGAGGUGUCAUACAGGUGAAAAGCUCAGCAUCUUGGCCAGGGUUAAAGUUUAUCUCAAAAAUGGAAGAAUUUAACUUCGAUAAUUUAAGCCUUGAAGAUUUCUUUGGAGAUGAUAGUAAUUACAGUUACAGUACUGGAAUACCCUCUAUUCUAUCAGAUUCUGCCCCAUGCCGGCCAGAAUCCCUUGAAAUCAACAAGAAUGUUGUGAUCACCAUCUAUGCCCUGGUGUUCCUGCUGAGCCUGCUGGGAAACACCCUGGUGAUGCUGGUCAUCUUAUACAACCGGGUCAGCUGCUCUGUCACGGAUGUCUACCUGCUGAACCUGGCCAUGGCUGACCUGCUCUUCGCCCUGUCACUGCCCAUCUGGGCUGCCUCCAAGAAAAACGGCUGGAUUUUUGGCACAACCCUAUGCAAGGUGGUCUCACUCUUGAAGGAAGUCAACUUCUACAGUGGUAUCCUACUGCUGGCCUGCAUCAGCGUGGAUCGCUACCUGGCCAUUGUCCAUGCCACACGCACACUGAUCCAGAAGCGCCAUUUGGUCAAGUUCAUAUGCCUGGGCAUCUGGGGACUGUCCCUGAUUCUGGCCCUGCCCAUUGUCCUCUUCCGCAAGGCUAUCUACCCACCCUAUUCCAGCCCAGUCUGCUACGAGGACAUUGGUAACAAUACAGCAAACUGGAGGCUCGUGCUCCGGAUUCUGCCCCAGACCUUUGGCUUCAUCCUGCCACUGCUGGUCAUGGUGUUCUGCUAUGGAUUCACCCUGCGCACACUGUUUGAGGCCCACACGGGGCAGAAGCACAAGGCCAUGAGGAUCAUCUUUGCUGUCGUGCUUGUCUUCCUGCUCUGCUGGCUGCCCUACAACCUGGUUCUGGUCACAGACACCCUCAUGAGGAUUGGGGUAAUCAAGGAGACCUGUGAGCGCCGCAAUGACAUUGGCUGGGCUCUGGAUGUCACCGAGAUACUGGGCUUCCUCCACAGCUGCCUCAACCCCCUCAUCUAUGCUUUCAUUGGCCAAAAGUUUCGACAUGGACUGCUCAGGAUUCUGGCCACCCAUGGCCUGAUCAGCAAGGACUUCUUAGCCAAGGAUGGCAGGCCUUCAUUUGUUGGCUCUUCUUCAGCGAACACUUCUACUACCCUCUAAGACCUCCUGCCUCUCUUCUAGCCCCUCGGGUUUCCUCUCUUCCUUUCAUCAUCCCAUUCUAAGCCUCAUAUAUAAUGACUGUUCACUGUCUCUGUGUCAAGGCAGCCCCCAGUGGUGGUCACAGGAAGGAACUGAGGCUGCAUCCAUAGCAGGCCUCCACUGUAGGGUUCAGAAAACCUGCUCGUGGUGUCCCACCCUAUGGCCGGUUGUUUUUAGGUGCCGUUGAGUUGGUUCUGAAUCAUAGCAAAGCCACAUACAACAGAACAAAACACUGCCCUGUCCUGCGCCAUCCCCACAAUCGUUGUUACGCUUGAGGCCAUUGUUGCAGCCACUGUGUCAAUCCAUCUCAUUGAGGAUCUUCCUCUUUUUCGCUGACCCUCUACUUUACCAAGCUUGAUGUCCUAUCUGUUUGAAAUAUGCCCUAAACUAUGCCAAUUGCUAGAACUUGGUCCAUCCUACCACUGGGCCUAUAGCACUCUGUUUUCUGAGAUAUUUUAAAGACAUUCUUUUAAGUGAUUGCAGGAAAUUCCCACCAUUGGAAACCAUUAGCGGCAAACACCAUUAGUUGCUUCCCCAACCACCAUUUUCCUCCCCUUUCUUCCUUGCUGGCAAAACCUACCUCCCUUUGAGAGAAGCUGAAAGUGACAAUCACUUCUAUGGCUCCCUUAUUAAAAAAAAAAAAAAAGUGGCCAUAUAGUCCAGCUCUGACUGAUAAUACUUAAGGGCAAUAGUGUGCUGGUAAACUGCUCUCCAGGGAAAACAAGCCUGAUUUAUAGCGUUUGCCACUUUCCAUAACGUAAAUACUCCAACCAUGACUGAUUUCAAGGGUGGCUGUGUUUAUCAACCAGCUCACAAAAUUGCUGAAAAUGUAAUAAUCUGAUCUCAUGAGCAGGCUCAAGUUGGCUCCAGUACACCACUGCUUAAGGGGAAGUCUGCUAGGGUCAGGGGGCUCCUAGAAUCUUCCUGGAUUAAGGAGAGCUUUUUUACUGCCUUGGCCACAUCCCUGCUCCCAGUCUUUGAAUGUGGCUCUAGGAUAUGAUGUGUGAUCCCGUGGCUGCUACUUUGUGACAAUGAGACAAAAGGCCCAACUCAUUAGAUGGGUGGAACCAAAGGAUAAAAAGAACUUGGAUUCAAAAAGGCAAGUUUGAAUCACUAAGCCAAUCCUGGCACCACCUACUUCCAACUUCUUGUUAAAUGAGAUAGUUAAAUGUCUUUUUUUUGUACUGUUAUAGAUUGAAUUGUGUUCCCCCAAAAGAUAUGUUGAAAUCCUAACCCUUGUAUCUGUGAAUGUGAGCCUGUUUGGAAACAGGGCCUUUGAAGGUUUUACCAGUUUUGUUAACAUGAGGUCAUACUGGAGUAAGGUGGGUCCUAAUCUUAUAUGAUUGGUGUCCUUAUAAAAGAGGAAAAGAUACACAGAGACAGAGAGACAGAGGGAAGGAUGUCACAUGAUGCUACAGCUGGGAGCUAAGGAAAGCCUGGAGCUACCAGAAGCUAAGAGAGAAGCAUGGAACAGAUUCUCCCUCAAAGUCUCAGAAGGAAUCAACACAGCUGAUACCCUGAUCUUGGACUGCCAGCUUUUGGAACUGUGAGACAAUAAAUUUCUGUUGUUAUACUAGUUUGUGAUAUUUUGUUACAGCAUCCCUGGGAAACUAAUACAUAUAUAAACCACUUUUAGUUGGGUAUUUUGUUAUUUGCAAUCGAAAGCAUCCAAAAUGCUACAGAGAGGUUGGGCAAGGGUGAGCAGAGGUCCCAAAUGAGGGUCUUCACAAUAAGUGAAUCCCUUUGCUAUUUAUUGGGUACGUAGAGAGACGAAUUGGAAUGGAGGCAGGGCUAGCCUUACCACUCCCCUCAUCUCCAGCCCAAGCCUCUUGUUGGUGAACACAUGGAAGGAAAUGUGUUCUGGGAUUAUCUAGCGUUUCUCAUGUUCUUGGGUCAAAUAGUAGUCAGGAGUAUCUUAGAAGGUGCAGAAGGUUGAGCGAGUUCACCAAAUCAGCGGGAUUGGGUAGCAGGAAGGCAGAGAGCUUUCCUAAGUUCAACCAGCAACUCCUACUUAGAGUCUCCCUUCAGUAUCUCCUCUCUUUCCCCUAAAUACAAACACAUCCAUCAUUCCGGGUUUGACAAGACAGCGGUAGUACAGAAUGGGGACAGGAUUUAUGUCACCCAGAGAAAACAAAGAAUUUGAGUCAAUAUUUAUUGAGUGCUUAUUAUUCCCAGGGUUUGGGACAUAGCAGUGACCACCACAGAAGGCCUUGCCCUGGCUCACUCAUGAGGCUUGUCUCGAAGGAGUCUUUGUCAGGAGGGGCUCUAGCUCUGACCAGCCUAAGGAAAGAUACUGAAGUGAAUGGAACUUCACAGUUACCAAACAUUUACCAAGUCUCAAUCCUCUUCAUUUUAAAACUAUCUAACCAUUAAACCAAGGAGAUAACCAUUUUCCCAGCCAUGGCUAUGAAAAGAGGCCUCUCCAGGGAGUAAAGACAAACUUCUGAGCUAGAAGGCUCCAGAAGGCAGGUAGCUACCACUCAUAACUCAGGAAAGAGCUUUUCCUUUUGCAUUCAGCAAACAGGAUUAAUUCAGUGACAAUAGCCCCCUGCUCUGUGCCAGGCACUGUGCUAAGCUCAGGAUCAGGCAUGAUUCAACUGCUCUGGCUGAGCCUUCCCAACAGCUUCUGAUUCAGCAUGAGGAAAAUGCAGGGGAACAUGUAUUUACCAAACACCCGAGUUGCCAGAGGGACCAGGCAUGUUCUGCCUGGGCAAGGCAGACAGGCCAGACAGCUCCCUGAGAUGACUCUUUGAAGGAGGAUGCCAAAUUAAGUUUCACUUGGUUCCAGGACUCUGUUCUUUCCUCUUCUACCCAGGGCUGGAGGAAGCAGCGUUCUCCAAGGAAAAUAAGAGAAUGCAAUAAGCCCUGAAGAAAUGAAGCAGAGAGUGAAUUUCACUUACGUGACCUCAGUUAAUAUUUGUCUCUGUCUCUGGCUUGCUGUCUCUCAUAAGGACAGUCUAAGCACAAAUAAUUUACCAACCAAACCAUCACCAAAAACCAAAACCCACCGCCACCGAGUCAAUUCUGACUCAUACUGACCCUAUAGGGCAGAGUAGAACUGCCCCAUUGGGUUUCCAAGGAGUGGCUGGUGGAUUCGAACUGCUGACCUUUUAGUUAGCAGCCGAGCUCUUAACCACUCAAAUCUAGGGCCAGCCUUUGAGUCAGUCAUGGAUUUCUUUCUUGUCUCUGCUGUGUCCCAGCCUAAGUCCCCCAGUCUCAGGGUCUAGCUGCUUUCUGCCUAGACUUGUCUGCUCAUUCUGAGCUGGUCCCUCUUGCUUCCCAAGAUGUGUUCCUCUAAAACCAGCUGCUGUUGAUUCUGACUUACGGCGACCCCAUGUGUAUCAGAGUACAGCUUUGCUCCCUAGGGGUUUCAAGGGCUGAUUAUUCAAAAGUAACUCACCAGGACUGUCUUCCGAGGUGCCCCUAGGUAGACUCGGACCAUCAACUUUUUGGUUAGCAGCCAAACAUGUUAACCGUGUACACCACCCAGGGACUCCUGUGUUCCUUUAUUUACUUCUUUUUCUCUGUUUUAUUAUCUGUUUUUAUCUGUCUCCCCCCAGCUUACGACUUCUCUCACCACCACAAUCCCUCUCCAGUCUCUGCAGGAUGGGUUCCCUUUGUUCAUUAAAUCAAGACAGCCUCCAGCCUCCCUUGGGUGAUAUUAAGAUACUCCUGAUUUAUAUGUCACUCUCAAAGUCAUCUCAUGCAGAUCCAGGGUGGAGAACAAUGCUGCUAUGCAAUAGCAAAGUUGGAAGGGACCUAGAGAACCCUGGACCAAUCCUUUUAAUAUACUAGUGGAGAAACUGAGUCCUGAGCAAAGCAACUUGGCCAAAAUUUCAUGGCUGUAUAGCAGUAGAGCUGUAAAAAAAAUUCCAAGUUCAGUUCAUUUUUUUACCAGAUAUUUUGCUUCAAAUGGCGACAUUUCAGGGACCUGACAGGUAAAUGAGGAAAUAUAUAUGUGCUUCUCAGAGCAUCCCAGUCACACAGGUACAACCAGUCUGCUUCAUCAAUGCCCAGACUCAUCUGGCCCUGGAGCUGGUGGUGUUGGUGUCUCAAAUAUCCUGAGAGAGGUGGGGACCAGCUGAGGCUUGGGGCACUGCUGAGCUUCACACAUUUCAAAAGGUACCCACAUCGAUGCUAAGUGCAUUAGAACUGGAAUAACACCUUACCUCCGAGAUCCAGAGGUAUAAAAAGUGGCUGGCAUACUGUUUAUGCCAAUGAUAACAAAAUUAAAUAGUCUUUGUCAGGCCAUUCUCUUUGCUUCUGAUGCUGGAACCUGAGGUUGGAGGAUAAGCAGCCAGGAAGGAAAGAAGGACUUGAAGUGGAAAAGAGCAAGGACAAGCUGGAACCCAUGAGAAUGGACUAAAACCUGCCUCCAAGCCUCCAGGCUGAAUGUGUGGAUGGCCCGCAAGAGAAACUGGCACCCUGCAUUAUGAAGGAAAAGCCACACCUGGCUCAGGAGCUAGGGUGGCUGUAGCCCCACCUGCUGUCCACCUCAACCAGGUGAGCCAACAGAUAAGUGACAGCAUGUGACAGCAGACCUUCCAGGGCGUUGGAGGAAUGUGGCUGCUGCUUCACCUCCACCUUCCAACCUCACACACCAGGUCUCUUCUGGCCCACACUAACCUGGGACUAGGCAAGGACAGGAAUUUUGGGAAACAUAAUUCCAGCGUAACUAAGUUGACUCAAUACAAAUCCUCCAUACAUGGGGCAAACUCUAAAGAAAAGCAAAGGAAUGAUUACCACAAAAGUUUGGGUAACAUUUAUUCAAGAGUAAGGAAAGGAAAGGGGUUCCAAUCAAGGAGGAACAUUAGGACUUUUGAGAGUACUGACAAUGCUCCCUUUCUUUCUUUCCUUUUAAUUUUUAAUUUUAUUGUGCUUUAGGUGAAAGUUUACGGUGCAAAUUAGUUUCUCAUUCAAAAAUUUAUACACAAAGUGUUUUGUGAUAUUGGUUGCAAUCCCCACAACGUGUUAGUACUCUCCCCCUUCCCCUUUACACUCCAGGUUCCCUGUGUCCAUUCGUCCAGGUUUCCUGUCCCUUCCUGCCUUCUUGUCUUUGCUUUUGGGCAGGUGUUGCCCUUUUGGUCUCAUAUACUUGAUUGAACUAAGAAGCACGUCCUCAUUUGUGUUAUUGUUUGUUUUAUAGGCCUGUCUAAUCUUUGGCUGAAAGAUGGGCUUUGGGAGUAGCUUCAGUUCUGAGUUAGCAGAAUAUCCAGGGGCCAUAGUCUCGGGGGUUCCUCCAGUCUCUGUCAGACCAGUAAAUCUGGUCUUUUUUCUGCAUUUGAAUUUUGUUCUACAUUUUUCUCCUGGUCUGUCCAGAACCUUUUAUCGUGAUCUCUGUCAGAGUGGUUGGUGGUGGUAGCCAGGCACCAUCUACUUCUCCUGGGCUCAGGCUGGUGGAAGUUAAGGUUCAUUUAGUCAAUCAGUCCUUUGGACUGAUAUUUCCCUUGUGUCUUUGGUUUUCUUCAUUCCGCUUUGCUCCAGAUAAGAUGGGACCAAUAAAUGUAUCUGAGAUGACUGAUCAUAAGCUUUGAAGACCCCAGAUGCUACUCACCAAAGUAGUAUGUAGAACAUUUUCUUUAUGAACUGUGUUAUGCCAAUUGGCCUAGAUGUCCCCUGAAACCAUGGUCCCCAGCACUCCGCCCCAGUAACUCAGUCACUCAAGGUGUUUGGAUGUGUGUAGGAAGCUUCUAUGACUUUGCCAUGGUCAAGUUCUGCUGACUUCCCCUAUAUUGUGUAUUGUCUUCCCCUUCACCAAAGUUAACAUUUGUCCACUAUCUAAUUAGUGAUUUCUCCUCCUCACCCCUGGUAACUGCCAAAUAUUGUUUUUGUUUUGUUUUGUUUUCUGUGUGUAAACCUUUUCUUGAGAUUUUAUAAUAUUGGUCUGAUACAAUAUUUGUCCUUUUGUGAUUGACUUAUUUCGCUCAGCAUAAUACCCUCCAUAUUCAUCCAUGUUGUGAGAUGUUUCAUAGAUUCAUCAUUGUAUAGUAUCCCACUGUGUGUAUAUACCAUAAUUUGUUUAUCCACUCAUCUCUUGAUGAGCACUUAGGAACACUGUCUUUCUUAACCUAGAUGACAUAUACCUGGGAUUUGUUGUAUUAUUAUUCGUUAAGCCAUUUAUAUAAUCUUUCUAUAACCUGAAGGAUAUUGCUAUAUUUCACAAUAAAAAUGCUUUUAAUCAUUAUAACUGAUCAAUCAAUCAACCAAGAGAAAACUUGUCAGAAGAAUGAAGGGACAACUCUGGUCAUUUGGAGCAGGCAUUGCAGGGAGUCAAGUGAAGGAAGGCUUUCUCAUCCUAUAGUUUGGGAGUCAGAAUUCAUCGCAUUAGAAGAAGAUAUUAUCAUCCACUACUGGUAGGGGAAGGAGCUCUGGUGGUACAAUGGUUAAGCAUCUGGCUGCUAAGCAAAAGGUCAGUGGUUCAAACCCACCAGCCACUCCACAGGAGAAAAGACAUGGCAGUCUGCUCCCAUAAAGGUUACAGCCUAGGAAACUGCCCUAUGGGGCAAUUCUGCUCUGUCUUGUAGGGUUGCUUUGAGUCAGAAUCGACUUGAUGGCAACGGAGUAUAGAAGGAGAAAGAUUAUGGUCACCCCCGUAACAGACUUCUACAGACUUCCUCUGGACCAGCAACAACACUGGUAGGAGAUUAAAUGGGUACAACCUUCAGAGAAGACAAGUUGGUCAUAUCUACUGUAAUGCACACAUCCUCUGAUCCAGGAAUUACACUGCUAUAAAUCUAUCUUACAGAAAUUCCCAUAUAGGUGAACAAAUAUAUACAGGAUAUUCAUUGCAGCAUUAUCGGUAAAAGUCAAAGCUUAGAGACAAAUUAAAUAUUCAUGAAUGCGGAACCGGUUAGACAAAUUAUGAUGGUAUAGUCAUACCAUGGAACACAUUGGAUGCAGCAGUUAAAAAAAAAAGAGGCAAAAAACAUUAUGCUAAGUAGAAGAAGCCAGACAUAGAUGACCACAUAUUGUAUGAUUCUAUGUGUAUAUGAAAUGUCCAGAAAAUGGAACUAUAUAGAGACUGGAACCAGAUGGGUGGUUCUCUGGGGCUGUGAAUGGGAACAAAGGUUCUUUUAGGGAUGAUGCAAAUAUUCUAAAUCUGGAUUGUGGUGGUGGCUGCACAACUCAGUAUAUUUACUAAAAAUCAUUGGACUGUAUACUUAAAACAGGUGAAUUUCAUGGUAGGUAAAUUGUACCUUGAUAAAGCUGUUAAACAGUCUUUAAAAAAAAUUACACCUAUACAAAUGGACAUGGGAAGAUCUUCAAGAAAUAAUGUUGAAUGAUAAAAGAAAGUAGAACAACAUGUGUUGCAAAUGUUUUGCCCAUUUGUGUGAAAUACAUUGUAAUAUUCGCAGCUUUGUAAAUGUUUAGAAAAAUGUCUUGGAAGAUAUCUACCAAGAUGCUAAUAGGUAUUAUCAUGAUGAGAGAAAUUAGAUGGUGGAGUAAUAUUCAUAACAAAUUUGUACAAUUUUACAUUGUUUCAAUUUUUUUAGUUGGGGCAGAAUUUUUCCAAAAUCGAAGGAGCCUACAAGCCUGAUUGUAGGCUUCUUUACAGACGAGGAGGCUAGGAUCUGUGGACAGGCCCAUUUCUAUGCCUUUAUAUCCUCCCACUGAACAGUUUCCUUUCUCCCCUCUCCCUUUAUUUCCUGGUAAAGUUGCUUUUUGAAAGAGGCACCUUAGUUUCAAAUGAAUUAAGCAGUAAGGGGACCUGUCAACAUUAGACCAAAAAGAACUAAGGCAGCAUGGAAGGCCGUACACCAACAGUUCUUAAAGGGCUCCUUGUUUAAAAUGGGCUCCUU